GUCUCUCUCAGCACAGCAGGGAAUUAGGCAAAGAUGAAUAGAGUUAGAGUAAGUAGUACUUUUGUUAUCAACCUCUGUGGCUGAUCGGCACAGGAUCUUGAUACUGCUCUUUUGUUUGUUGUUCUUCACGGUAGAGAACGCGCACGGCGAGUGUGCUCGCGAACUGGGGUCUCAGCGGAUCUUGGAGGGAAGUGACAGUUGCAAUAUGAUACGCCGACCUCUUCUUUCAUUGUUUCGCGCGAACACGUCAGGCAAGAACUGCGAGAAGACGAGCCCAUGUAUGCACCCAAGCUGUGGAAGACACGAAACCUACCAGGUUGCGACAAUUGGCAAGGUUUCGCUGGCACUCUGCAGCGCUUCGGAAGCGGAAACUUCGGAAUCAAAGCAAACGGAUCCUGUGAUCCGAAGCGCAUCGCCGGUGAAAAGGAAAACUGCCAUCAAGUGACUGAAGCGGAGACUUGCAAUAUGGCGACCGUCCAGUUUAAGAACGUUGCAUGCGAUUGGAUCCCUAUGGCGUCAUGCAAGUGGGAUGAGACGAUGUCGAAGUGUGUCACAUCUUUUGAUGAUUGUGAUACAUACAAUGAAGAUGUAAAGGACGAGACGGGCGAUUUUUGCGGGCCGGAGACCCAGUACGCAUGCACCUGGCAGGAGCAUGGAGCUGCCAACGGGUCCGGAGUUUGCCGUCCGGUCGGCGGGGAUGAAGAUUUUUCGUGGACAUGGGACGAGACUCUCGUCCCUGUCGACUGGACAUGGCAGCCACGAAACCUCAUGGAACUUCAACACAAAACCUCUUUAGGCACGUGCCUUGUAUAAAAUAUUAAUGCGGCGACUACGUGUGCUGUUGUGUUUUUCAUUUUCAGUCUACGCGUCUCAGUCUCUGUUGCAAACUCAUUCUCAGUCUUUGAUUAAGUUUUGUUUACAUAUUUUGCAAGGCGAGAAACUACAUAUGUCGCAAUACGACACAAGUACUAGAUAAACUUGAUGUCGAUUGAAGAUUAUGUGGCAAAUUUUCAGAAACCCACGCAAAUUUUUGCACUGUCCUGCGCACUGCAAUUGGUGCCGAGCCAGCUCAAUCAAAUCAUCACUGUAAAGCGAUUUCUGGCAAAUGCAAAACUACUUCGAGCUUCAUCCAUGUAUGUUUUCAGCAUAGCGAGCAAUCUGUCUUCUACUUCUUUCACGCUGCAGAAUCAGUUACAAUACACUACCGCACGACUUCUACUUACUUAUCACGGCCUACUUUCAGUCUUGACACAGUCACGACCUGGAACCUAAGCGAGCACGCUUCACCACCCCAGUGUUGCGCAAUAAAGCAUCCCGAUCUCCCCGUACUUUGUAACGUUCGCUAAAGCCGCGCGGAAUACUAGUAGCCCUAUUGAAUACAGGCCAGAGGUGGAGUGCCAUCCAGUUGGCGGCUCACGCGACUCGUUUUUAUUUUUGCCUCCCGAUCUUUUUGCUUUUUAUUGUACUGCCCAAAUGUCUCUACUUGCAAAAAGAGAAAAAAUAUGCUCUUCAACAACGUAGUUUUCAGCGAAUGCAAUGUCUCCAGUCACGGCUUUUCCCUUUUGAGCCAAAGAUGAAUAGCGGAGACAU
Messenger RNA from Amoebophrya sp. A120, 1590 nucleotides. Lineage: Eukaryota; Dinophyceae; Syndiniales; Amoebophryaceae. The record is from the annotation of a GenBank genome assembly.